CUCGCGGGAAGCAAAAUGGCGGGUUCAAGUUUGUUAAAGAAUAAACUGGAAGAGUUCAAAUUAAAUGCCAAUGAUGUCAUACAUUUUAAAUUGGUGCGAGAUGAAAAUGAUGUUGAAGAUUACGAUAAAUCAUUUAAACCAGAUAUGACACAUCAAGUCUUUGGAGAACAAGAGAGUAUAUUUGGAUAUAAAGAUCUUGAAGUCAAGAUGUAUUAUACAGCUGCCAAGUUAAACACAUAUCUUAGUAUGUCAUACAUAGACAAAGUUACACCUAAAAGAUUUGAUGGCCUGGUGCCUGAUGAAGUGUUGCCAAAAUUAGCUCAAGAGAUUCCACCAGGUUACUACACAAAUCUCGAUGAUUUUCUUGCAACUCUUCCCAAAGAAGUUAAUUUUAAGCCAUUUGGUGAAAUGUUACACUCGUAUAAAGUCAAGACAGAUGGAAGCAGUCGGAAUUUUGAAGUUUAUAAAACUGAUAUAGAUGUCCCAGGAUUCCGAGACUACCAUAGCAGGUUACAGACAUUUCUAUUAUUUUUCAUUGAUGCUGCCAGUUAUAUUGAUGUGGAUGAUGAUAGAUGGAAUUAUUUUUUAGUGUUUGAGAAGUAUAGAAAUAAUGGAGAAACUAUGUAUGCUAUUGCAGGCUAUAUGACCAUUUAUAAUUAUUAUGCUUAUCCUAAUAAAACCCGACCAAGAAUUAGUCAAGUUCUAAUAUUACCACCAUUCCAACGUCAAGGUCAUGGUGCCGAGUUAUUACAGACAUUCUAUAAUACAUGUUAUGAUAGAGAUGAUAUUAUGGAUAUAACAGUUGAAGACCCUUCAGAAAACUUUCAGAGAUUACGAGAUUUUGUAGAUUGUAAAAAUGUGUGUAAAUUAAGAGAAUUUCAACCCAAUAAUAUUCGUGUCAGUUUUAAUGAUGCAAUGUUACAAGCUGCCAGACAAAAACUCAAACUUAGCAGGCGUCAAGCUAGAAGAGUAUAUGAAAUAUUAAGAUUAAAAGCUACAGAUGGAAGUAAUACACAGCAGUAUCGUGAUUAUAGAUUAGAAGUUAAACGUCGACUCAACUCCCCUUUUACUAAAAAUCGUCGAGACUUCCAAAAAUUAAAGAAAGCUUUAAAUCCACAAGAAUUAGACGAAACAAUGAAUACAACAGAGGAAAAACGACUGGAAUAUUUAGAGAAGAGUUUUGAGGAACAUGUUGAAGUUUAUAGACAAGUUUUAGAUAGACUGGCAGCUAGCUCCUGACUUGUUUAAUCACUCUUAUUUAUUGAUGUUCACAAAAUUUGAGAAUCAAUCAGGACUGUUAAAAAUUCCAAAACAUCUAUGGUACUCUAUGGUAAAAUUGGCUUAUUUAUUGAAGUAAACAAUAGGUAGAUUAGCAAUUGGAAUCCAGUAGUAAUUCCUGAAAUUUAGUUUGAAAAAGCCUUGUAGCUAGUUUUGUAAUUUUCAUUGAAGAUUAUCAUAUUCAUUAAGUGAAACAUUAGGAAAUCAUUUGGCUGUUUCCAGAACAUUUACGUUAUUAUGAUGUUAAUCAGGUGCUAGCAGAAAUUCUUCAACAAUAUUGUUAAAAUUCUCAGAAACUGUCUUCCCACAUUCUUGAAUCUAGUUCAAUAUCAGCUUAAAACAGUACUGAUAUACUUGUAUUUAAUCAAAGUCAUUCUAAGAUUACCAAUACUAUUUUGAAGCUGAAUGAUUAUGAAUAAGAAUUUGAUUAUGAAUAAGAAGAACUUGUUAGUUAAUGUUAUAACUUAUGCUGGGUAAUUGUUAACUUCCAUGAUUUGUUAAUAUUGAAAUUGAAAAGCUGUUUGUUGAGAAGUAAUCAUGUAUGCAGUUUCCGUUUUAAAAGGAUAUUCAUCUGGAAUAUUGUACAAUCUGCUAUAGGGGAAAUGUAAAUAGUUGUAAAUAUUGUUUAUCAUAUUAAAGAUCACUUGUUAUUGAC
Lottia gigantea (owl limpet) is the source of this 1933-nucleotide messenger RNA. RefSeq lists its product as hypothetical. Gene Ontology annotation, biological process: subtelomeric heterochromatin formation. The transcript has 12 exons. The record is from RefSeq and is a predicted model, not a curated record. Lineage: Eukaryota; Metazoa; Mollusca; Gastropoda; Lottiidae. Bases 16 to 1239 code for a protein of 407 amino acids. Gene Ontology annotation, cellular component: nucleus. Gene Ontology annotation, molecular function: histone H4 acetyltransferase activity; histone binding.